AGUUUGGUUAGGCCAGUCUUGAAUAUCUGAUUUGAUUCAAAUACGUGAGUUGUGCCUUAAACCUAAGUCAACGAAAGAAAAAGAUGCAGAAAUCUAGAUGCGCAUCCUAAUAUGCGUGAAAUCUUUGUAACUUUACAUGUUAAAGUUCAAGUCAUGACGCUCCCCACGUACGUCAAAUUGUAUAGGCCUUUUGUGAUGUCUUAUUAUAUAUGUGCAAGCUUCCUCAAACACUGAAAAACCAAUUCAUUUGCUUAAAGUACAAUUUUUCCCUAGUGAGAUAGCAAAAUGGGAUUUCAUGGUUUCUUCUUGUUUGCAAUUUUGAUACCAUACAUUAGUUUUGGGACAAGUAGUCAUGAAUCUCAAAACCUUACAAGUAGUAGUCUCAAUGAUUUGGAAGGCUUGAUUGGAUUUUCUAGCUGCUUAGAAUCAGCUAUCCCGGAUUGGAAUAGCUAUGCCUCCCCUGAUUACUGCACUUGGUCUGGUGUCACAUGUGUCGGCACAAGCGUGGUUCGCUUGGAACUUGGAAGCACAAGACUUAUGGGAAAAAUCUGUGAAUCCUUAGUAGGUUUGGAUCAACUUAGAGUCCUGAACCUUUCAGAUAAUUUAUUCACUGGCUCUCUUCCUAACACUUUGUUUCAUCUUCAAAACUUGGAGGUGAUGGAUCUUAGCAAUAAUCAUUUUGAAGGUCCUAUAAAUACAGCUAUCUGCUCCUCUUUACCUCAGCUCCGAGUUAUUAAACUAUCUGGUAACUUGUUUUCUGGUAAGAUUCCAGGAAAUUUGGGUAAUUGUUCCUCUCUGCAGCAUCUAUCCAUUAAUGAAAAUAAUUUGUCAGGAAGCCUUCCAGGGAGUAUCUUUCAACUGCAAUAUUUGAGGGUACUACUCCUACAGGAAAAUAAGCUAUCUGGGCAGCUGAGUAAGGGACUUGGUAAGCUUUCAAAUCUAGUGGAAUUUGAUAUCUCCAACAAUGAAUUUUCUGGAAUUCUUCCUAAUAUCUUUGGGAGCCUCACAAGGCUUAAGUUUUUCUGUGCUGAGGCUAAUAGAUUCACUGGUCAGUUGCCUGCAUCUCUGUUGAAUUCUCCUUCUCUUCAAAUUCUUAAUCUGAGAGGCAAUUCUUUGGGUGGCUCAGUUAAUUUGAAUUGUUCUGCAAUGAAAAAUCUAACCACCAUUGUUCUUGGUUAUAAUCAAUUCCAUUGUCCAGUCCUCGUUAGUCUAUCAAAUUGCUUGAGAUUGGAAGGAAUUGGUCUUGGCUCUGACCAUUUACAUUGUGGGGAGAUUCCUGUUAAUUUCAAGAAACUUCAGUCCCUAACCCAACUCUCACUUUCAUACACCGGACUACAUAAUUUGUCAUCGGCACUUGAGGUUUUAAGUCACUGCAGGAACUUAAGUACGCUACUCCUUCCAUGGAACUUCCAUAAUGAACAAAUGCCACAACCACAGGGUCAAAAUAUAGUUUUCAGUAAUCUCAAGGUUCUUGUCUUAUCCAACAGUCAGAUAAAAGGUUCAUUUCCAAAAUGGUUAAGUGGAUGCAAGAUGCUGCAGAUGCUGGAUCUGUCGUGGAAUCAUCUCACUGGAAGCAUUCCUUCAUGGAUUGGCAACUUGAACAAUCUCUAUUACUUGAACUUGUCAAAUAACUCUUUCACUGGCAAAAUACCACAGAGCCUGACCGUGGUGUUGAGCCUCCAGCUCAGGAAUUUAUCACUAGAACAAACUACUUUUCCCUUUCCCUUUAAAAUGGUUGGGAAUGUAAAUAUCUACAAAAGAGUUUCAAGUUACCGACCAUCUUUAGUGCUCAGUUACAACAAACUUGAAGGACCAAUGUGGCCGGGUUUUGGUAACCUGAAAAGCCUACAUGUUAUGGACCUAAAACACAAUAGCCUCUCAGGACCAAUUCCUUGGCAGCUAUCAGGCAUGGUAAUGAUGGAGAUUUUAGAUUUGUCUCACAACAAACUAACGGGAGAAAUACCACAAUCAUUAAUUGAAUUGAGUUUCUUAUCCUCAUUUGAUGUGUCUUAUAAUCAGUUGCAUGGGGAAAUCCCAGAAAAGGGACAGUUUGAUACCUUUCCACCUACAAGCUUUCAAGGAAACAUGGAUCUCUACUACAGUCACGACACUUCAGGCUUUAUUCUUUCUCCACCAGAUGAGACGUGUGCUCAGCCUCAUUACCAGAAGCUGGAGAUCAUUGGUUUUCCAUUUUGGUUUGGUGGUGUUGCUGGUUUUCUUAUAACCAUUGCCAUGUGCUUCACUUCUGGAUGGCUGUUUUCAUAGUCUCACAAUGCAUGACCCUGCCAAGUAUCAAUUUAGUGGCGCUAAGAGUGAAGGAGUUCAACAUUAGAAAGACAUGUAAUAAAGCGAUGUAUUACUGAGUUUAUUUAGAUCAGUAAAAAUUUUCAUUAAUAGCAUGUGGUUAAAAGUUCAAUUGUAAAGCAAUAUCUCAAACUACCUUUCUCUCCUUCUGUAA
Messenger RNA from Glycine soja, 2458 nucleotides. RefSeq names its product phytosulfokine receptor 1-like. Gene Ontology annotation, molecular function: protein binding. The record is from RefSeq and is a predicted model, not a curated record. The transcript has a single exon. Bases 286 to 2265 code for a protein of 659 amino acids. NCBI's taxonomy places the organism in Eukaryota, Viridiplantae, Streptophyta, Magnoliopsida, Fabales, Fabaceae.